UCCAGUAAAUUCGCUUACAUUACAACAUCGCAUUGAUAAAAACGCAAUGAGUGGACGAGGCAAAGGCGGUAAAGGACUCGGCAAAGGAGGCGCCAAGCGGCACCGUAAAGUUCUCCGUGAUAACAUCCAGGGAAUCACCAAACCCGCUAUCCGCCGUCUGGCUCGCCGCGGUGGAGUGAAGCGUAUCUCCGGCUUGAUCUACGAGGAGACUCGCGGUGUGUUGAAGGUGUUUCUGGAGAAUGUGAUUCGUGAUGCCGUCACCUACACCGAACACGCAAAAAGGAAGACCGUGACCGCCAUGGAUGUGGUGUACGCACUGAAAAGACAGGGCCGAACUCUGUACGGCUUCGGCGCAAACGUUAACGGUUCAUGUCUGCGGAGGCGUGGCAAAUUGCAAAAUCCGCCCAGGAAAGCGAAUUUUGUAUUGAGAAUGGCAAGAACCAAGCAGACCGCCCGUAAAUCAACCGGAGGUAAAGCGCCCAGAAAGCAGCUGGCUACGAAGGCUGCCCGUAAGAGCGCUCCUGCUACCGGCGGCGUGAAAAAACCUCACCGUUAUAGACCCGGUACCGUGGCGCUGCGGGAGAUCCGCCGCUACCAGAAAUCUACAGAGCUGCUGAUCCGCAAAUUGCCCUUCCAGCGUCUGGUGAGAGAGAUCGCUCAGGAUUUCAAGACUGAUCUGCGCUUCCAGAGCUCCGCUGUGAUGGCUCUGCAGGAGGCCAGUGAGGCUUAUCUGGUCGGCCUGUUUGAGGACACUAACCUGUGCGCCAUCCACGCCAAGAGGGUCACCAUCAUGCCCAAAGACAUCCAGCUGGCGCGCCGCAUCCGAGGAGAGAGAGCUUAA
Molecule: messenger RNA, 841 nt
Organism: Thalassophryne amazonica
Lineage: Eukaryota; Metazoa; Chordata; Actinopteri; Batrachoidiformes; Batrachoididae
Product: histone H3-like
Exons: 3
Coding region: 47-841 (264 amino acids)
Cellular component (GO): nucleosome
Molecular function (GO): structural constituent of chromatin; protein heterodimerization activity; DNA binding
Source: RefSeq, a predicted model, not a curated record